Molecule: messenger RNA, 703 nt
Organism: Gryllus bimaculatus (two-spotted cricket)
Lineage: Eukaryota; Metazoa; Arthropoda; Insecta; Orthoptera; Gryllidae
Source: the annotation of a GenBank genome assembly
GGAUGUGUUUAUGUUUUGUGCAGUUCGGCCGAGACGUACACAGUGCGAGUGGGUUCCACCGAAAGCGGAAACGGUGGAACUGUGUUGGAAGUGAAGAAAUUCAUCGUCCACCCGAAGUACGACCCCGAGAUAUUCUUUGAUUACGACAUAGCGCUGGUGGAACUCAAGAAGUCCAUCGAGAUAUCACCGACGUCGCAGACAGUGGAGCUGCCUGAGGAGGGAAGGCCAGUGGAAGUGGGCGAGGUUGGAGUCGUCGCUGGUUGGGGCAGACUCAAGGGCGACUCCGGGGGGCCGUUUGUAAUAAACGACACGCAAAUAGGUAUCGUGUCGUUUGGACUGGAAUGUGGAAAAGCAGGUACUCCCGGGGUAUAUAGUAAUGUUCCAGUGCUGCGAUCGUGGAUCUCGAAGAAGGCUGGUGUUUGAUACCAGUUGCAUGGAUUUGAAUAAACACUCUUCAGCUAAACGACUUUCAGUUGUUUCAAAGUAGUGUUGCAAGAAUUUAUGGUAUGACUAUCAAUUCCAACUUUAUAUAACGUCAUUUGUUUGUUUUACUUUCACUGCGUAACCAAUUUUAUCAGGUUGACUGUUGUGUACCCAGAAAUGUAAAUUUCCCUACGGUUCAUGAAAUAAUAAUAAAAAUAAUAAUAAUAAGUUCUUAUUUCAAUGGGAAUUUAGAAAAUAAUUUCUUAUUCACGAUUGUUUU